Molecule: messenger RNA, 4091 nt
Organism: Austrofundulus limnaeus
Lineage: Eukaryota; Metazoa; Chordata; Actinopteri; Cyprinodontiformes; Rivulidae
Product: N-acetylglucosamine-1-phosphotransferase subunits alpha/beta
Biological process (GO): carbohydrate phosphorylation; N-glycan processing to lysosome
Cellular component (GO): Golgi apparatus
Molecular function (GO): calcium ion binding; UDP-N-acetylglucosamine-lysosomal-enzyme N-acetylglucosaminephosphotransferase activity
Source: RefSeq, a predicted model, not a curated record
UUUGAGUUGUACUCAGAGGCCAGCAUCGCUCUGCUCCACCUGAACACGGCGCAGGAUUUUGCUGAUUUGACCCAGCAGGCGAAAAAGAACCUGACUCUGGAUGGGAAAGAGUUAACCAUCAGCCCCGCCUACUUGUUUUGGGACAUUACAGCCAUCUCCCAGUCUAAGCAGGACGAAGACGUCUCAGCCAGCCGAUUUGAAGACAACGAAGAGCUCCGCUAUUCGCUGCGAUCCAUAGAGAAACACGCGCCCUGGGUGCGGCACAUCUUCAUCGUCACUAACGGACAAAUCCCCUCCUGGCUCAACCUGGACAACCCCAGAGUUUCAGUCGUCACACAUCAGGAUUUAUUCUUGAACCACACCCACCUUCCCACCUUCAGCUCCCCUGCCAUCGAAACCCACAUCCAUCGGAUCCCUGGGCUCUCCCAGAAGUUUAUUUACCUCAACGAUGACGUGAUGUUCGGUAAAGAAGUCUGGCCGGAUGACUUUUACAGCCACUCUAAGGGACAGAAGGUGUACCUCACCUGGCCUGUUCCAAACUGUGCAGAGGGCUGCCCAGGAUCCUGGAUCAAAGACGGGUACUGUGACAAGGCCUGCAACAACUCAGCUUGUGACUGGGAUGGAGGAGACUGUCUCGGUGCGGCGGGAAACCGGUUCCCUGCGGAGGUCGGCGGGGUCGGGCCUGGAGGAGCAGGUGCACAGGUGUGGCAGUUUGGAGGCGGCCUAGGAGGCGCCGGGGGGACGUUGUACUGCAACCAAGGCUGCGCCAACUCGUGGCUCGCUGAUAAGUUUUGCGACCAGGCCUGCAACGUGCUCUCGUGUGGCUUUGAUGUGGGCGACUGCGGCCAAGAGCACUUUGGUGAGCUGCACCGUGUGACCCUGCUGAGGAACCAGAGUCUCUACACUCUCCCCGUGGGCGAGACCAAACCCUAUUUCAGCUUCGAGAAAGUGGCUCGCAGAGUCUCGGAGGCCCACGUCAGCGACAACCCCGCGCUGCGACACACCUCRGUGGCCAACAAGUGGAAGAGCAUUCACCUGCUGCUCCACCCAGGCCACAARGCCACCCGCAUCCAGUACAACAUCACCUUCCAACGAGAGGACGACACCGAGUUCCAAAUGAGCUUUAUUGUAGCCGUYGACCCCCGGGAGGUCCCUCAGAAUAACGUUUCUAAGACUUUGAGCAAAGAGAAGGGACAAGAGUCCGAGCUGACCCCGACUCGCGAGCCGGUGUUUCUGUUCUCAGAUAUUCCCGAGGAAAAGCGAGGGCCCAAAAUUCACAAGAGGGAUCCUGGUGAAUCUGAGGGUACCAUGCAGAUUCCUUUAGUAAAUGUGUCUCUUUUACCAGCGGUUGUGCGCAGCGAGCUUCAGAAGUUGGAGGAGAAACUUCUGAUUGGUGACAUUACUCUGAAGGGUUAUUACUUCACCAAGGCUGAACUUCUGAAACCGUACAAGUCGCUGUCUGAAAAGCAGCAGGACGUCGAUUUACAAGCAGGCAGAGUCGAGGGGAAGCRUUACAAAGACCUGGAGGGAGUUCACGUAGAAGGAAGACCUCCCAUGASGAUUGACACUCCAAAAAUCGUCCAGGAAAAUCAAAACUCGGAUGAAAAAAAGAAUCUAAAGGAAGCCAUUGCUGUCGAAAAGAAACUUGUUACUCCUUUCGUCUCCGUCCGUAUUGAUGAUGUGUUGAAAAAUGUUGUUAGCCCCAAACCUUAUUCUUUGAAGGCUGCGAUUGAAAGACCCAUGAUCGCCAAACUUUUAGGCAACUUUUCCCAAAAAAGGAGUGAGGAGACUGGAGCUGAGCCACCCGGCGCUCCUUUAGUUGGAAGGAGACUCCAACACUUCACCUCCUCGGAUKGAGGCUUUCUGCCAUGGGAGAGGAGGAAAUAUUUCCAGGCUUUGCUUGAAGAGAAUGAGCGUCUCCAAAAAGAACUGUCCUACGAGACGGACGGGACGGCCACGGGACGAAAGCUGCGAGACACCUUUGCCGACUCGCUGCGUUACGUCAACAAACUGCUCAACAGCCAGUUCGGCUUCACGUCCCGCAAAGUCCCCGCCCACAUGCCGCACAUGAUCGACCGCCUCAUCAUGCAGGAGCUGCAGGACACAUUCCCAGAAGAAUURGACAAAACGUCGGGCCACCGCGUCCGACACUCGGAGGACAUGCAGUUUGCCUUUUCGUACUUCUACUUCCUGAUGAGCGCCCAGCAGCAGCUCAACGUCUCCGAAGUGUUUGACGAAAUCGACACUGAUCACUCGGGUAUUUUAUCCGACCGGGAGAUCCGGACUCUCGCCACGAGGAUCCACGAGCUCCCCCUCAGCCUCCAGGACCUGACAGGACUUGAGCAAAUGUUGAUAAACUGCUCUAAAACACUUCCAACUAACCUGACUCAUCUGCACCUGGUGAGCCCGACUCAGGAAGCCUACUAUGACCCCAACAUGCCUCCUGUUACAAAAGGCCUCAUCCUUCACUGCAAGCCCAUCACGGAGCGGAUUCACAAAACUUUCAGAGACCAAAAUAAAUACAAGUUUGAGAUAAUGGGGGAGGAGGAGAUAGCUUUCAAAAUGGUGCGGACCAACGUGUCCCACGUGGUGGGCCAGCUGGACGACAUAAGGAAGAACCCAAGGAAGUUCAUCUGRCUGAAUGAUAACAUCGACCACAGCCAUAAGGACGCCGCCACAGUAAAAGCCGUGUUGAGAGAUUUCUACGAAUCCAUGUUCCCGCUGCCGUCCCAGUUUGAACUUCCCAGAGAGUACCGCAACAGGUUCCUGCACAUAACGGAGCUCCAGGAAUGGCGGUUGUAUCGGGACAAGCUGAAGUUCUGGACCCACUGCGUCCUGGUGACUCUGGUCGUCUUCACCGUCAUGUCCUUCUUUGCUGAGCAGCUGAUUCUGCUGAAGCGAAAGCUGUUCCCCAGACGCAGAGCGAACAGAGACAGCAACUCUGAGCGAGUGUGAAAGAGAAAAGACUUCCUCUUCUCUCUGAGCUUCGCCCUCCACCUCCUCUCUCCACCUCGGCGGCGAGGCAGACUGGGGGGGUAGGGGGACUACUGGGCGGAAACAGGAGUCCAGGAGUCCUGAGCGCGGCGUGCCGCCCGGUAUAGAUGGAGGUUCCUGUCAGGUGGAGUGGACAUUAGUUUUGAAGAUGAUGGAUGGCGAUGGCUGGUGAUGGAAACAGCAGCCAGACACUUGAUACCUUUUUAUUUUAUCGAGGACAUUCGAGACACUCCCCCCACACCUCAGACCCUUCUUCUAACGCCCUGCCAUCAGUUUGUACUCUUUAAUAACGGACCUCCUCACUGCAGCCGGUUUUAUCAAAAAAUUCACGCUGCUACUUUUACUGCUACAAACAUCGAAAGUGUUUGUUUUUGUUGUCCUGGUCUUUUUAAUAAGAAGUUAAACAUUUCAAACAGAAGAUGUCAAAUUCUCUGCUGGGGAAAUCAAAUGAGGUUUUUUUUUUAUUUUUUGGAAAAUUGGUAAAAAGUUAAAAGAAACCAUGAAAAAUCAAAUGAUUUCAGUUUUGACUGUUACACCUUUGAAACGAAGUGCCUUUGUUGUUUCUGUUUACUGUUCGAUCUGAACAUGUUCUGUAUGUGGGACUCUUGGUUUACAUUAGUGAUGAACUGAACAGGGAAAAUGUUGAUUAUUAUUAUUAUWGAUGUGGUGCAGAUGAUGAUUGUGCAGCUUUUACAGCCACCUGUAAGUGUGUCCCUGUGGGACUCGACAGGCUCGCUGCUGUCUGAAAUUCAGACCCUCCCUCCCUCUCAGCAUGUUCUGUAACUUAUUGUCUUGUUGUGACCGGAGUGAUAAUUUAGUCUUAUAAAUUGGUUGCAAUCUGUUCGAAACCUCRUCUGUACGUCAGUUUUAUCAGUGUUCUGUCGGCAGAUGGGGCGCUAAACAAGCAAAUCUGGGAUUUCUCCUCAUUUUGGAUCAGUGGGUUUGGUUGAAAUCAGMUUUAUUCGGUUCAGUUUAGAGGGCUUUUUUCUUGUGACGUGUCACGACAGUACAAAAAGAACAGAAUGCCGUGCUAAAAGGACAAACUGGUUCUUAGGUUAAAAUGUUUCUAUGAAUAAAYCUUGAUUUUUAUGAACAUC